CCUCUAUCGCGAUGUGAACUCUAUACCGCAUCCCGUACCGACAAUCUCCGGAUAAGAUGACAUCUUGUUGUGAAUCAGAUAUUUGAAUUGGUUGUAGAAGAUCGUAUUCAAUACUUAAGAAUGCCGGGAAACGAGCGGUGCACUUACUUCACCUGACAGCUAUAGAACUGCUUUACCAGCAGGCUGUUUUCCUUCAUUCAGAUAGCAGGAUCUCUUCGUGUUCGGAAGUCACACUUUCUUACAAAGCCCAACAUGCUGACUACGGAUCCCGCGAUCUGCAUUCAUUUCUGCAUUCCAAAGGACCCCCUUGUCAUACCUGGCUCACACAGUUAUUAUGCUGAGGAACUCUGCCUGCAGGCUGCAGAACAGUGCAACAUAUCGCCCGCGGCGACGCAUUUAUUUGGGCUCUUUUCUUCGGAUCAAGACCUUUGGUUCCCACCAUCCGCUAAAAUUAAGGCCAAAGACAGAGUGCUAAACUUUCACUUCCGACUGAGAUUCAAACCGUACAGCUUGGAAAAGUAUGACAAGGAGCCAGGCGCCCUGAACUACUACUACCACCAGAUGCGACAGGACUUUCUCUCCGGGCGUGUGACAGAGUUGCAUCACAGCAAAGUCCAGAGUCGGACCCUUGGACUCGUAGUCACGGAUGUUGCCAGACAUCUUAUUGAACAGGGGCAGUCCCCACAGGAUGGGUCGUACAGCUUUAGUGACUUCAUGCCAACUUCAUUAACUAACCCAUGGAAGAUGAGAGUCCUGAAGCCGCGCAUGGUUCAUGCACUUCAUGAAUGUUGGCAGAAUAGUCGACAGAAUGUGCAAAGGAUAAAGGAGAUCUACGUCAGCGAAUUUACUGCCCUCGUUCCCGAUUAUGGAUGCGAACAAUUUGAAGCUCAAAUAGAUACGGACGGUCGUGUCUGGGAGGUUCUACUUCAGGUCCAUCCGUACCACCAGCUGCCAGGGCUACGGAUUCGUCGUAAGAGUUCAAAAGAGAAUGCGGCAUGGUCUCAGAUUUGUACCAUCAGUGAUCUCUGCUUCAUCAACACCAUUCCUUCUAACCUGACUGUUGAAAUAAGCCGCCGUAACGGAAUUCCGCAGAACUUAAAGUUUUCAUCCUUGAACACGAUGCACGCAUUUGUGUCGUUGCUUGACGGUUACUACCGGCUCACAGAGAAGUGGACUGUAAACCUCUGCAUGAACCUCAUAACUCCUUCACUCACGAGGCUUCAUUCACUGAGAUGCCAUGGACCCGUUGGAGCUAAGUUUGCCUACCAGAAGUUGUCCGAGAAGGGCAAGAACAAGCCCGGUUGCUACCUUCUGCGCCAGAGUUGCACUGCCCACGGAGAAUUCCGCCUGGACUUCCUCAAUGCUAACGGACAGCCCGAGACCUUUCGAAUCCGACAGGUUGAAGACGGCGGGUUUGGGCUUGUCGGAAACACAGAGACGUUUCCGAGCCUGAUAAGGCUCGUGAAAGAUGGAUUGCAGCCAGUGCUAGAUGUGGAGUUGAACUAUUGUCUUCCACCCUCUGAGUAUGACAAAACGGAUCUUCGUCUUUGUCGACCACCGGGAAAUGAAACUGCCAACGUCGCACGACACAAGGUGUCUCGUCAGUGCUUCCACGAUGAUGAUAUUGUAUUCACGGACAACUUAGCCGAUGAGUUCAGUGGUCACUUCACUUUGGUGCGCAAGGGCUAUUUAGACACAGAAGGGAAAGAUUACAAGGAAGUCGCAGUCAGAAUGCUCAAGCAGCGGUUUGUCAACACUCACCUCAAGGAGUUCCUCAUGCAGCGCGACAGAAUGCUUUUCCUGCAGUCUGAAUGUGUGGUCGCUACUAUUGGCAUUGUGGUUUCUCCGGAUUACUUUGGGUCUCUGUUGGAGUUUUUGCCACUGGGACGGUUCGACAGGUACCUCGCACAAUACCGGUACAUGCUGCAGCCAGUGGACCUUGUAGAGGCAGCAAAGCACUUGGCCAAAGCGUUGUGGUACCUCGAGGAACAAGGCUGCAUUCAUGGCAAGAUCAGGUGCAAGUACAUCAUGGUGUCGCAGCAUGAUGAAAAUUCAUUUCACGUCAAGCUUUCCUCUCCCAGCAUCAUCACCUACACUGAUGACGACGUUCACUGGAUACCUCCUGAGUUUCAUUACGACUACAACAUGGCAAAAACAUCACUAAAAGCAGAUGUGUGGGCAUUUGGCACCACAGUCUGGGAAAUAUUUAAUACCGAGGACACAUUCAUGGAUGGAGCAUCCGCUACUCUGGCAAAACAGAAGUACAAGCAAGGUGAAAGACUUCGCAUACCUCAAGAUGCACACGAGAGCAUCAAAGUGCUGCUGAAAGAAUGUUGGAUGACAGAUCCUGAUAGCCGUCCCCAACCGCAAACCAUCAUGCGGGAUAUUAACCAGAUAUUUUAUGAAGUGUACAACUCUCGGCGGACCCACUCUUAUGCGUCCGUGUACCCCCACGCGGACGGUCCCCCAUUGGACUCUUCCUUGCAGGAGUCCCCAUCUCCCCAGUUGGAUCGAGAAAAGCCAGAUAUUAUUUCACACAGCCGAAAUUCGGGGUCCCCACUGCUGGGAGCCGAUCCACUGUCAAUCCGCCGUGGUUUCAAGAAAGGGAAAAGCCUUUUUAGGUUGAGGUCCACCGAAGUGAGCUACGACAAUCUCUCGAGCUGUUCUACAUCAACGGUGCAGUCCGAAUCAACACUGCAGUCAGAUCUCGGAACGUGCAUCGAUGUUGAGAGUCUCAUAAGCCUCGAAGAGACAUCUAGCAAUAUCAUUGCACUUGGGAGCACAUCUCCAUUGACAGAUGUGUCUGGAUCGCCUUGGGUCAUUGACAGUCAACAGCUAGUAAAGGGAAAGCCUCUUGGUCAGGGCUUCUUUGGUGAGGUUUAUGCAGCGUCUUUCAAAAAGUGGGCAGGAUUGAAAGAGGAAACAGUGGCAGUAAAAUGCAUGCGGAAGACGUCCCUCUUGGAGUCCCUGCAGACCGACUCUGGUUUCCGCGACCUUCAGCGAGAGAUCGAGAUCAUGAAGAACCUGCGGCAUCCCAACAUCGUUGAGAUCAAAGGGCUAGUUGAGGAGCCUGAGAUGAUGCUGGUGAUGGAGUACGUAGAAAUGGGAUCACUGCUGACAUAUCUUCAGUCUUUCAAGUCGAAGAUCACACAUCCGCAACUUUUGAAGUACAGCGAGGACAUAGCUAAUGGAAUGCAGUACCUCGAGGACAAGCAAAUCGUGCAUCGUGACCUUGCAGCGAGGAACAUACUUGUGGCCUCUGACGAUUGCGUUAAGAUCAGUGACUUUGGUCUGGCGCAGUUCACCGUGAAUCACUACUACUACAUCAAGACACAGAACAGGAAGCUGCCCAUGAAAUGGUAUGCCCCUGAGAGCAUUCUCUACGGAAAAUUCUCCACCAAAUCGGAUGUCUGGAGCUACGGGGUUACGCUGUGGGAGAUGUUCUCCUACGGCCAAGACCCCGCUCUGCCCGAUGUGCCGCAGGAGGCACUGGGAGAAAAACUGAGCAGUGGGACACGUCUUCCCUGCCCGUCCGAGUGCCCGUUCAAGGUUUACCACCUUAUGCUGCGUUGCUGGGCAUCCAACGCGCACGAGAGGCCAGCAUUCUCGGAGAUUCGCAGCUUCCUUGACGAUCUUUGAGGUGAUCUACUUAGUUUACCCCGUAUGUUGUGAUGAUAAUUGCUAAGGUACGUCGUUGGUUGUUGUGAUGUGUCACAUAUUGACAAAAGUUAUUAUGGUGCUAAGUGAUUGUGAAAGUGUUGUUGGUAAUCAAAAAUAUGCUAGUUUUGUCGAGGAAAGCAAAACUGUUGGGUCGGGAACUGCCGAUAUUUUAAACAGAGACUGUUCUCUUACUGGUGCCCCCGCUUUCAUGUGCGUAAACUGAAUUUUUUACUUUUUGGCUUUAAAAGUGUCAGCACCAAUGGAUGCGGGCACUGUAAAGUAACAUCGAAGUAUACAGUCCGUCUCUAAAUAAUGGCAAUUCUUUUGACAUUAACCAAGCUGAGUUACAAAAUUUGGGGGGGGGUUGGAACAUUUGGAAAGUUGUCGAAGUACUCCCAGGGUGAAGAAGUUUGAGAGCCUACCUAUAACUUACGACGCGUUUGAUGGUACUGUUUGGCACAUAGGGUUCAGGUUGAACACUGAACCCCCGUUUUAUCGAAUAUAUGAAAGUAAUAGGCUACACAUAUUCAAGGUCAAUACAUUCAUUUACAAUGGAAACCACUUUCCCUGAGUCACAUUCAGGAAAUCAUUGAACUGGUCAACAGCAGUCAACUGAUGUACAUAAUCACCGACUUCAAUUGUGGUGCUGUGGUGCAGAAAUACGUACGCAGAAAUGCUGUAUAAUAAUUUGUGGUGAAGCGUGGUGUGUUCAGGUUGUUUGCACUUUGUAGCACAUAGAUUUAAGUGCUGUAUUUGCACGCAUAAUUAACGUCCUUGGAUAUUUAACCCACACUCAAUGUUGCCACCCAAAUGUGUUUUUUUUUUCCUUCUUUUUUUCUUUUUAUCCCGGCAUACUUUUUGCACAUGGUUGGCUUGAACGCUUCAGAACAUUGAAACUAUAAGAUUUUCCUCGCUUAAUUAGAACACAUUUUUGGGGGGUAACAAGUGUCAUUAAUCAUGCCACUCAAUACAGUAUUUGUGCGUUACAAUUUGGGUGGACAGCAACCACUGGGGUAGAUACCAUACUAGUGGGCUCAGUGGAAUAGCAUUCCAGGGAGUGUAGAACAUAAUUUAUGUUCAACAUAUAGGAACAUUUCUUGUAAGUUUUAAUGGUGCUAUUAAGGUUUAGGCACUUAUAAACCUGGAGAGAUUAUAGACAUAGUAUAGUAUUGUCCUUAUUAUGUACCAUAGGUUAUAUAAUGCAGCGUAGACCGUCUAUAUAGUAAUCUGGCGCAUAGUAAUGCACCAGAUGCAAUGAAUAUGUAUGUGAGACCUGCCACUGAAUUCAAUGCAUUUCUAUACCGUAUGUAUUAAAUAUUGUAAACAAGCAAAGCCUUUAAAAGCUCAUCAUACCACAUGACAUGACCAUGGCUUGUCAAGAUUUACCAUGAACAAAUUUGAAAUAAUCCAAUUCAUACCAAACAACAUUACCUCACCCAUGCCUUGCAUGUACUUCUCCUAGCGCUCAUAUGCACUGGGCGAAGAUGACUUGUAGGUUGGAGACGUGUACCAAAAUACAAUCACGUUAUUUUUCCAAUGAAUCAUGCUCACACUUUUCGGCGUCUUCUUUGGUUUUGUGAACAUAAUUUGCUUUUAUUGCGUGAUGUUGCUUAUCAAUUCUCUGAGAUUCCCAUAACAUUUACUACAGACGGCCUACUCUGGAAUGAAUGCGCACGUGAACACUUUGAGAGAUUAUUGUACCUGUGUAUGCUAUACGAAUAGUAAAGUACUGAUAAGUACUGAUAGUACUAAUGUGCCAUCGAGAGCAGCUGUGCAGCCAGCACUCAUUCGCGUACCUACUUGAAAUGGAUUGAGUACUGUUCUCUUUAUUGUUUUUUCUGUCUUUAUUGUUGUCUACAGUAAUAGGUCCUUUUGUCUAAGGAUGAUAUCAGUGUCAGCGUUGCACAAAAAUAUUCAGGUUGUAGGAUAGGAGCAUUUAUCUGAUCUGCUAAAUAGGAUGUUAUUCAAGCCUUAACAGAAUUGCUUGAUCAUCUAUCCUCAUUUAGAUCUGAGAGAAUCUCGUGCUCAAGUUUUAGAUUAUGGGUACUUUGUGAUUUCAUGUCUACAUACUAAUAGUAUUCGAGACUUUUUUUUACUCGCAGCGUUGCACAUGAUGCAACGUGUGAAAUGUUAGUGAUCUUCAUCCCUGUUUAUUUGCAGUAUGCAUCUUAGGCACGCACUUCCAACAUAAUUUUCAAUGUCAUAUCCCCUUUUCUAUUGCAGCAGAUAAUGUACCACACAUUAUUUUAUGAUCCAUCAAAUAAGUGCCUAUCAUUUUCACUUCAUUAACUUUGCACUAAAUUUCAAUUCAAGCCGCACAACGUAGCUGCAGAACAGUGCAUUAUGCCAUAAUUCACCUCAGCCUGAUAGUACCGUAUUUCCACAUGGAGCUAUUGCUCUUACACCACAGUACUGUUUACACAAGCACCUUUUAGGCUGCAGCCUACAUUUCAGACUUUCUUUAAAAAAAAAAGAAAAGAAACGAAAAAAGAGGGCCCUUUUGAGGAAAAAACAUUCUGCACCUUUGUACCCUUCACUUUGGAAGCACCCUACUGGUCGCCCCUGGACCAUACAUACCUACACAACUAACGCGACUCAAAGUGGAAUAUUUUUAUACGUUUGCAACAUGUAGAAGUAGUUUCAUGAGUGUUUGUUUACAGCAAGGUUUUGGGAAGCUAGUCAGCUCAAGUGUGCCAUUAUACAAAGUGUCAAGCCAGAAAGUGAACCAGAAUAACACAUAAAGUUUGUAGUAGUAUCUCCUUGGUGUACUUCUGUUAAUGUUGUUAGUUGAACGACUGGCUUCAUAAAUGUGGCAUCCCCUAUCACUAUGGCCUCUAUGAAUGUUUCUGCCUUCGAUUAUUCUAGCAUAUACCCGAUUUGCAUAACAAGCAACCUCCAAGCGAGCAAUGCAAUUAAAAGGUUGAGAACCGUAAGGUGCAUAGCUACGGAACUGGACCAUUUGAGAUAUUUACUGAGGCACUUGUGUCAUUUGGCUACAAAACUGCAACUGCAACUGCGUAACAAGCAAACAAAAGAAAUUCAAUAUCAUGCUUAACGUACGAUGUCACAGUAAUACCCUAAUUCUUCCUGUACAAAAGUUUGCGUACUCAAAUGCUCUAGCUCAGACAUCUCAUAAUCUGCAAUAUGGUGCCAUUGUGCCACUCGAUGAUAAGAGGGUCGCAUGUGCGUGCGCAUCACAAUUUUGACGUCGGAAUUUGAUAAAUUUGCGGAAAAUUCGACGUCAUUGUUUUCGGGUGACGUAGUGAUACCAAGAGCAAUCUAUCUGUCGUGCAAUAUUGAAUUAGCUGUGCAAAAAUUUAUGGUGUCUAAAUCACCUAAGCAGAUCAUUCUAAGCACCGGGGAGGCAGCAACAGAGCCUCUCAUCCGCACGUGUUGCGUUACGUGACGUUCGCUCUGGGGUGGUCACGUGGGGGCGAAGGUGACAGUCAUCGUGUCGUCACCGUGACGUCACCAUGACGCCACGUAUACGUCACAUUGCGCGGGAAUUUCAAAUCUUGUAGAUUCCGCUGCUUUGCGAUGCCGGUACUAAAUUAUGCCAUACAACAACGCGCAAAGUAACGCGGAACCUUGAUAAAGUGGGAAAUGCACUACCCUUCCCAACCAAGAUACAGUGAACCCUCGUUAUUAUGACCAUGAUCGUUCCCGAAAAUUUUGGUCAAAAUGCGGAAUUGUCAUAUUAACGGGGGGGGAUUCUCAGAGGUUUCACUAAAUUGUUCCCCAGGAGUAUGGUCGUAAAGCGCGUAUGUCAGAUUAUCGGGGGUCAUAUUAACGAGGGUUCACCGUAUACGAUCUGAUCUGAUCUGUCACGAGCGAACUAUCCGUUUAAUAGCAAGCUGUUAUGCACGUACCUGUGCGGCAGCUUGCUACUAAACGUGUGCAAUGCUUUUAGAAUGUUUUUCGUUUUCUCAUUUUCGUUCGUAGAGUGCAUAAAUAUACGACGCGCUCUGUUACUUUUUCAGGGUUAAUAAUGAUUGCUCAUGUGUUCAUAGAUAUAUGUGUGUCUGCUUCAAUACCCGUAACGUUAUAGGUGUGCUUGUAUUGCCAAAUUGUCAUUCGAUAUACACGUUAUAACGCUAGCAUGAUUGCUAGUCAAGCGUUUACAGAUUUUAAUGUUUGUUAUAAGCAUCGUUACCUCGCUACUGUACCUCGUGUGUGUGCGUUACAUUGGUUUUCUGUGUGAUACGCUAAGAGAGCAAUGUAAGUAAUGAAAAAUAAAAUGUGCAUUCGACCGAU
This is a messenger RNA of Ornithodoros turicata, 7914 nucleotides long. RefSeq names its product tyrosine-protein kinase hopscotch-like. The transcript is spliced from 19 exons. Gene Ontology annotation, cellular component: cytoskeleton; cytosol. Gene Ontology annotation, biological process: protein phosphorylation; cell surface receptor signaling pathway via JAK-STAT; cell differentiation. Gene Ontology annotation, molecular function: ATP binding; cytokine receptor binding; non-membrane spanning protein tyrosine kinase activity. NCBI's taxonomy places the organism in Eukaryota, Metazoa, Arthropoda, Arachnida, Ixodida, Argasidae. The record is from RefSeq and is a predicted model, not a curated record. Bases 253 to 3639 code for a protein of 1128 amino acids.